AUGAUGGAUAGAGAUUCAGAUAGUAUUUCAGUUAAUUCUGAAGCUCCACAACAAUUUUAUAAUGAUAAUCAAGAUGCACAAAGUCAACUAUCAUUAGGUACUGUGCCUACCAAUAAUACAAAUAGAUUAACCAAAACAAGAACAGAAACUUAUGAAUCAUUACAUGAAAAAGGGAUUGAAUCAGAAAUUCCAUUACCAGGUGUUAAUAAAGCUCCAGUUCAUGAUCCAAUAUUUCCUGAAGAAUAUACUAUGGAAACCGAAACCGGGUUAGUUAAAGUUGAAACCUUACAAAGUUUAGGUAGAAGAAGAUUAAGCAGAGUAGCUAGUUCAAUUUUAGAUUCUGGUGAUGGAGAAGAGAAACUUGAAGAAGAAAGUGAACAAUUCCAAGGGGAAAAGGAAUUGGAUCCGGAAAUUGAAUUGGUCACUUUUACUAAAGAUGAUCCUGAAAAUCCCGUCAAUUGGUCCAUGAGUUAUAAAAUUCUUUAUACUUUAAUAUUAUCUUUAUUGGUUAUUCAAGCUGCUUAUGGUUCAUCAUCUUUAGCUGGUGGUUUACCUUUAAUUAAUGAAAAAUUUGGUGUGUCAACUGAAGUCUCAACUUUAAGUGUUAGUUUAAUGGUUAUGGGGUUCUGUGUGGGUCCUUUGGUUUGGGCUCCUUUAAGUGAACAAAUAGGUAGAAAACCAGUUUAUGUGAUUUCUUUUGGUUUAUAUGUUAUAUUCAAUAUUCCAAUCGCUGUUGCUAAAAAUAUUGGUACUGUUUUAGUUUGUAGAUUUUUAUGUGGUUGUUUUUCAUCAUCUGCUUUAACUAUUGUAGGUGCUUCCAUUUGUGAUAUCCAUGAUGUAACAAGAGGUUUCGCUAUUGCAGUGUUUAGUUUUUGUCCAUAUUCUGGUCCAGUAUUUGGUGGUAUUGUUAAUGGUUUUAUCAGUGUAGAUACUGGUAGAUAUGAUUUAAUGGUUUGGGUCAACAUGGCAUUUGCCGGUGUUAUGUGGAUUUUAGUUUCCUUAGUACCUGAAACUUAUGCUCCAGUAAUCUUGAAAAAUAGAGCUAAAAAAUUAAGAAAAGAAACUGGUAAUCCAAAAAUUAUGACUGAACAAGAAGUUAGUCCUUUGACUUUGAAAGAAUUAGCUAAUGAAAAUUUAAUUAUGCCAUUAAAAUUCAUUGUUCAAGAACCAGUUUUGGAUUUAAUUUGUGCUUUUAUUGCAUUGAUUUAUGCUUUAUUAUAUGCAUUUUUCUUUGCUUAUCCUGAAAUUUUCGGUAAAUUGUAUGGAUAUGGUUUAGAUAAAGUCGGUUUGAUGUAUAUUCCAAUUUUAAUUGGUGCUGGUUUAGCUUUAGUUUUCACUGUCUUAUUAGAAGGAAGAUAUAAUAAAUUAAUUAGAACUAGAAAACCAGAACCAGAAGAUAGAUUAAUGGGUGCUAUGAUUGGUGCUCCUUUCCCUGCUAUUGCAUUGUUUAUUCUUGGUGCUACGUCAUUCAAACAUUUAAUCUGGGUUGCUCCUGCUUCUUCAGGUAUUGCAUUUGGUUUUGGUAUGGUGUUAUUAUAUUAUUCUUUAAAUAAUUUCUUAUUGGAUAUUUAUGCUACAAAAGCUGCUAGUGCCUUAGGAACUAAAGUUUUCUUAAGAUCUUCAGGUGGUGCUGCGUUCCCAUUAUUUGUAGGUCAAAUGUAUCAUAAAUUAGGCCUUCAAUGGGCAAGUUGGUUAUUAGCUUUUAUCUCAUUAGCUAUGAUGUUCAUUCCAUUUGCAUUUUAUUUUUAUGGUAAAAAAUUAAGAUCAUCAUUAUCAAAACACGAUUAUUCUGCCAAAUUACAACAAAAAUUUGAUUGA
Molecule: messenger RNA, 1818 nt
Organism: Yamadazyma jaroonii
Lineage: Eukaryota; Fungi; Ascomycota; Pichiomycetes; Serinales; Debaryomycetaceae
Source: the annotation of a GenBank genome assembly